UUCAAAGAUUUUUUUUUAAAACUUAACGCCUUCAUCGUUGCUAAAUAAAAUUAGUCAACAAUCUCCACCGGCCAGAACCAAUUUCAGUUUUUUUUUUUGGUUUUCAAAGUCCGAUCACCGGGAAAAAUGGUGGAGCUGAAGAAUGUGCGGUCAAAUACGUUGACUCUUGUAUUGGUGAAUAUAGCUAGUAUAAUGGAGAAAGCCGAUGAAACUUUGUUACCUGGUGUUUAUAAAGAAGUUGGUGAAGAUUUGCAUACUGAUCCAACUGGUCUUGGUUCUCUUACACUUUUUCGAUCGUUAGUUCAAUGUCUUUGUUAUCCGUUAGCUGCGUAUCUUUCUUCUCGUCAUAACAGAGCUCACGUCAUUGCUCUUGGUGCUUUUCUAUGGUCUGCUGCUACUUUCCUUGUUGCCGUCUCCGCUAAUUUUACUCAGAUAGCUAUUUCGAGAGGUUUGAAUGGAAUAGGACUUGCAAUAGUCACUCCAGCAAUCCAAUCUCUAGUUGCUGACUCGACUAAUGAUAGUAACCGCGGUACAGCUUUUGGAUGGUUACAACUAACAACAAAUUUUGGUUCCACCCUUGGAGGGCUUAUAUCUGUGUUGUUAGCCCAAACAUCCUUCAUGGGGAUACCAGGCUGGAGAAUCUCGUUCCAUUUGGUCGGUAUGAUAAGUGUUGCUGUUGGAAUUUCGGUCAGUUUCUUAGCCAACGAUCCCCGUUUUGUUGACAGUGAUGGCAAUGCAAAAGAUCAACCUCCACCGCCACCAUUUCAAGAAGAAGUGAGACAAUUGCUUAAAGAAGCAAAAGAAGUUAUGAAAGUACCUUCCUUUCAAUUACUUAUUGCUCAAGGGAUUUCGGGGUCAUUCCCUUGGUCGGCAUUGUCAUUCGCCCCUAUGUGGUUAGAGCUUAUUGGCUUCUCUCACAAAUCAACAGCCCUCUUGUGGACUUUGUUUAAUGUUGCUCAAUCACUUGGUGCGUUAUUCGGAGGUACAAUGGGUGACGUCCUAGCCAAGCAUUUGCCUAAUUCUGGUAGAAUUAUUCUAGCUCAGAUAAGCUCUGGUUCCGCAGUUCCUUUAGCUGCAAUUCUGCUUCUGCUAUUGCCUUAUGAUCCUUCAACAACUUUGAUACAUGGUUUGGUCAUGUUUAUCAUGGGAUUAUGCGUAUCGUGGAAUGCUCCAGCAACUAACAAUCCAAUAUUUGCAGAGAUUGUUCCAGAGAGAGCUCGAACAAGCAUUUAUGCUCUGGAUCGUUCUUUCGAGUCAAUUAUAUCAUCAUUUGCUCCUCCACUGGUUGGCAUUUUGGCUCAACACGUUUUCGGUUUUAAACCAAUUCCAGAGGGAUCAACAGGCUCAGAGGAAAUCAAAACAGAUAGACAGAAUGCUGCCUCACUUGCCAAGGCACUUUACACUGCAAUAGGCAUUCCAAUCGCGAUUUGCUGCUUCUUCUACUCCUUCCUCUAUUGCACGUAUCCACGAGACAGGGAUCGUGCCAGGUUGCAACAGACUGAAGAAACAGGCAAUGCUUCAUCUGAAGAACGACAGGCCUUACUCGAGAACGAUGACGAAAGACUUCUUUUGGUUAGUUGAAUGUUCCAACAAAAUAUCAGAUAUAAGUAUUACAACAGAAUUUGAAGUGUUCUGUUGAAUUCUUUGUUCAAAGAUAUGACAUAUAGUGUUCUGAAAUGUAUUACAACAAAUUAGUUGAUUGUGUAGUAUGGUUAGCUUGAUAUAUAGAAUGCAAUCAUUUUGGACAAGUAUAUUUUAUUAA
Molecule: messenger RNA, 1762 nt
Organism: Solanum pennellii
Lineage: Eukaryota; Viridiplantae; Streptophyta; Magnoliopsida; Solanales; Solanaceae
Exons: 3
Coding region: 127-1581 (484 amino acids)
Biological process (GO): transmembrane transport
Cellular component (GO): membrane
Molecular function (GO): transmembrane transporter activity
Source: RefSeq, a predicted model, not a curated record